AUGGUCCCAUCCUGGUGGAUGCCAACGGAUUGCGCGAACCAGGCACCUGCGCCUCCGCAGCAGCAGGUGUUGAAGCUGCAAGAGCUCCUUCGAUUCGAAAACUCCCUGGAGUUGUGGCAGCCCAAAGAGGAUGCCUCGCAGCAAAUCUGGCUCCAGCCAAGCAGCAACCUGGCCGACGUCUCUCCUGGAAUUGAGAACGGCCAAAUAGGAGUUCCAGAGCAGGCGUGGGAAGCAGCUGAGGAUGUGGAGGAGAUACUCUCUUCCACUGUGGUGCAGAACGCAGAACAAUGUGGAGCGGCGGGACUUGUGUCCUGUCUCCACACCACCGCAAAGCUUACGGAGAACGACGCCUACGGCGCCAUCGGAGGAUUGGACAAUCUGUUAAACGACCCUCGUUUGGCGAAAGUUCUGUCAGCACUCAGGUCGAAGGCCUUCGAACUGACUUAUCCGCGCGUCAUCAUGAGAACUGUUUGGGCCGUUGGCAAGCUCGGGCUGAAAGGUAGGGAUGUCGAGGGCAUCAUCGCCGUGCUCGCCGAAACUUCACAGCCCAUUCUGACUCAGUUUUCGUGCCAGGAGCUCUCCAACACUCUGUGGGGGCUUGCCAGGCUGAGCGAGAGCGCGCAAGGUCUGAAGCCGGAAGGAAUUCGGCUGGCCUAUGCAGUCAUGGCGCAAGGCGCGUCACGGCUCUCGCAGUUCAGCACACAGUGCCUCACAAACAGCCUCUGGGCAGUAGCAAAGCUGGGGCUGCGCGGCGAGGAAGUGCGAGAAUUCUCCAACCAGUGCCUGAGCCAAAUUCACUUGGUACUGUUCAAG
This is a messenger RNA of Symbiodinium necroappetens, 813 nucleotides long. The record is from the annotation of a GenBank genome assembly. NCBI's taxonomy places the organism in Eukaryota, Dinophyceae, Suessiales, Symbiodiniaceae.